Mycena indigotica is the source of this 1110-nucleotide messenger RNA. Its product is annotated as Avidin family protein. Lineage: Eukaryota; Fungi; Basidiomycota; Agaricomycetes; Agaricales; Mycenaceae. Bases 157 to 1110 code for a protein of 317 amino acids. Gene Ontology annotation, molecular function: biotin binding. The record is from RefSeq and is a predicted model, not a curated record. The transcript has a single exon.
ACGCUUGUCAUUUGCUCAACAUUCUACCCGCCGUCGCGCUGUCAGGGACACAGCCUUGCGCUCAAUUUCUGUCCCCGGUCGCAGGUCGCAACGAAAAAAAAACCUUCGCAGGGGCCUUAUAAACCACCACCCAGCAUUCACAACCUGCAACACAAGAUGAGCGACACACAACAGGCAAAGGUAGACACCAACCACACACGACUGGCCGGCACAUGGACCGCCGUGUCCGCGUCUACAUUCGGCGCUGUGGACUAUACGCUUACCCUGGCGGUCAUUGGCAUCUCGAUCGAGGGCGACAUGACGGGAACCGUGCCUGGCACCUCAGCCAUCAUCUCCUUCGAAGUGGGCGGCAUUAUCGACCCGACGCCGCGGGCGGAUGCCGGGCCGGCUGCCGGGUACGCAGCGGCGUGGACGGCCGUGGGCCGCGCGGAGAAAGGCCUUCUGCACGCGACGACAUCUUGGAGCGCGCAGUUCUUCCCGGCAAUCCGGCCCGGUGGUGCGGACCGCAUCGUGGCACAAUGGGUUAUCGCGGGGAGCACGCGGCCGGGCGACGCGUGGGAGAGCCCGAACGUGGGCAGCGUGGAGUACCGCCGGGCGACGGUCAAUGCGACCAUGACGUCGGCCCGGGAGCGCGCCGUGGCCGAUGUGGUGGCGGACAACCGGCUGAAGGGCACGUGGUACAAUGAGUUGGGGUCACACAUGGUAAUCCGCGUCGAGCCGGACUACAUCACCGGGACGUACUACUCGAAAGUCGGUGACGCGUUUGGGGCGUACCCGCUGGUCGGCGUGUUCGACCGGUUUCCUCCAACUGGUGAAGGCGCGUCGCUCGGGUGGAACGUCGGAUGGAAGAACACGACACAUGGGGACACGCAUGCGGCGACCGCAUGGGCGGGACAACUGUUUUUGGGUGCCAAGCCGGAGGAGGACGUCAUUUCGACGCAGUGGUUGUUGGGCGUGAGUUGUGCCCCCGAGAAGAUCUGGGCGGCGACGAUGCUGGGCAAAGACGUCUUUACGCGCACCCAGCCGAAGGCAGCUGUUGUAGCUGCAAAGGGUGCCCAUCCAAGUGUCGAAGUGAUCGCCGAGAAAGGUGUGAAGGUCGCGCAAUUGUAG